GUGCGUUUACCGAUCAGCAACGAACACCAUCAUGAAGACCGUCGUUUUUCUGUGUCUGGUUGCCUUUGCCCUGUCUGCGGCCGAUCAAAAUGCCAGGAUUGUGAAUUAUCAGUCCGGAAUUGAAGAGGACGGCUCGUACGCAGCACAGUACGAGACAACCAACGGCAUCAGGGCCCAGGAGGACGGCAUCUCCUACCCCGGCAACAUCCCCGAGUCUGGCAACUACGUGAGGAGCGGCUCGUACUCGUACGAAUGGGAGGGCGUCACCUACACGGUCACCUGGACGGCCGACGAGAACGGCUUCCACCCGGAGGGUGACCACCUGCCCGACUUCAGCCACACCCGUGAACAUAUCGGAGACGUGGAGGAUCACGAAUAGACGCCAGUUGAUUGCAUUGUUGGAAUUAAUAUCUGUAUAUGCCUAUUAGCUACCUGAGACCUGUGUCUUCGUCUUACUCGUUAAUGUAAAGUUAGCUCAAUGUUUACGUGCUUGAUCUGUCAGUAAGGAAUACACUAUGUGACGUCGACUACAGUUAUCUGAAUAUACCUAUAUCAGAAA
Molecule: messenger RNA, 559 nt
Organism: Amphibalanus amphitrite
Lineage: Eukaryota; Metazoa; Arthropoda; Thecostraca; Balanomorpha; Balanidae
Product: cuticle protein CP14.6-like
Exons: 3
Coding region: 32-379 (115 amino acids)
Cellular component (GO): chitin-based extracellular matrix
Molecular function (GO): structural constituent of chitin-based larval cuticle
Source: RefSeq, a predicted model, not a curated record